Perca fluviatilis (European perch) is the source of this 4795-nucleotide messenger RNA. Its product is annotated as protein mono-ADP-ribosyltransferase PARP14-like. The record is from RefSeq and is a predicted model, not a curated record. Lineage: Eukaryota; Metazoa; Chordata; Actinopteri; Perciformes; Percidae. Gene Ontology annotation, molecular function: GTP binding. The coding region runs from base 381 to 4046 and encodes 1221 amino acids. The transcript is spliced from 8 exons.
CGCAGCAGGCAUGAGGCUGAUAUGACUUGAAAGGUGGCAUUCCUGAGCCAUUGGUGUGCUCUUCAGUAUUUGGUGGCAGCAAAGUAUACUGAAGCUCAAACCUAAAACAAAAGAGCUGAGUAGCAGCUCUGUCACAGGACUUUGCCACUCAGCCCGUCAUAACCAACAGGUCAGCCAGUGAAACCUGAGAUAACUCUUUAGCAGUAACGACAUACUGCAUGGUACAUCUCCGUUGUAUGAAGUCACCAUGGUGAUAUUUGACUUUGCUCUGCUUUCACAGCACUAGCAGGAUCACACGGGCGACUGUAAACACACUGCUCCUUCAAUCGGACGCUGCAUAUGAUUGUCUUUCUUCGUCUCUUCACAAGAAGAGCGACACUAUGGAUGGUGUUUACCAGUACUCGGUUUUCUUUGAGUGGAACAGCAGCCUGCUCGGGGAGCAGGCGAAGAGAAUCGAAACAUAUUUCCGUGUUCGGCGCAGAUCCGGCGGAGGAGACUGUGGACCAGUGAGCAGGGUGAAGGAUGACGUCUACAGCGUUGCUUUCAAAUAUCAAAAAGAUCAGCUGGCAGUCCUGCAGAAAUCUGAGCAUGUUGUGGAUGGUGUGGUGUUCGCUGUCCGAGGCACCAUGGAACACAUCAUCUCCUCUCCAAGCCAGGAUCCUACAGCUCCAGUACAGAGCCCACAGUCCAUUCCUGCCUCAACUCCUCCACCAAGUGGUGAAGAAUAUGAACUACAAGUUGAUGCUUACCUUCUUCGUUACCUUAAGGAAUGUCCCAAGGCUGGGGAGAAACUAGAGAAAGAAUUUGCCUCUGUGGCCUGCUCUGCUCAGCUUUACCCAGAGGAGGAGAGGGUUUCAGUUAGGCGUUUAGCUCAACCUGGUGCUGCAGGCGAUGAUAGAAACUGGAAUGCCGAGGUAGACAAACUUUUUGAUGGCUACCUGUGCCACUAUGAGUUUGACGCUCAUAAAGUUAAAGCUUUGCUUCAGUCCUGCAGCUCUCGUCAGAGCACAGAUGAGGUGAAGGUGUACAGCGAGGUUGGGAUGGCUGUUGUUGUCGGGGAGCCUUCUCAGGUGAACGCCAGGUUGAUGAAUGUAGAGAACAGGUCAGGUGUGAGUGAGAAACAAACCAGCAUUCGGCGACUGGGCGAGGCCAAGCUCCGCCUCCUCUGGAAAGAGAUCAAGCACAGUUUGGGACGAGAUUGUCCAGGAGUGAAGGUAACGCAGGGAGCUGCCGGUCAGUUAGUUUUGGAAGGUUCUGCAGAGGAGAUUCUUAAGGCAGACGAUUGGAUCUCUGGUCAGGAGAAUUUGGUGUUGGAAAAGACGGUUUCUGACAUGAGCCCACAUUUGUUGGCCUUUCUAAGGAAGGCAUACAGAGGUCCAGGGGUGCUAGGCCACUUUUUAGGUGUCAGUGACAAGGUGGAAGUAGAGUUACGAGACACAGAGCUACGUUUGGUCUCCCUUUCCACUGAUAAUCUUGAUGAAACAGAAAAUGCACUGCAAGCUGAGAUAAAGGAAGUAAAGAUUGAUGUUCCUUACUGCUCCGCUGUGCCGUCUGAGCUUCAGGAAAAGCUUAAGUCCAAGACAAAUGAGAUGAACCAAGGGCAAUACAGGGCUCAGAUCGUGUUUGGCUCAGACAGCUCGGUGUGCUUACUGGGCCACACCAAAGAGGUUGAAGAGCUGAGUGAAGCUGUCACACAGUUUAUUUUGGACCAGUCUAGUGUGCAAAACAAAGCACAAGAGAUUUCACCAAGUGUUGCUCAUAAUUUGGAAUCUCUGAGUUUGAGUGAAGUAAACACAACAGUUGCGCGCUAUAGACUCCGUGAUGGGUUCCAGGUGCUGGUGUGUCAGGGUGACAUCACCAAACAGGAUGCUGAUGCCCUGGUGAAUGCUGCCAACGAAGAUCUGGACCACGGUGGAGGGGUUGCUGCUGCGCUGAGUAAAGCAGGUGGCCCUAAAGUACAGAGUGAGAGCACUGCCUUAGUAAAGUAUAAUGGGAAAAUCCCCACAGGUGAAGUGGUAGUGACCACAGGGGGGAACUUAAAGUGCAAGAAACUGCUGCAUGCUGUUGGGCCAGGUGGGAAAUCAGGUGGUAGAGAGGGGGUGUUACUGGAAAAAACUGUCCAGUCUGCUCUGAAUUUAGCAGAGAUGAUGGAGUUCAAGUCCAUAGCCAUUCCCUGUAUCAGCUCAGGGACAUUCGGUGUCCCUGUUACUGUGUGCUCUGAGGCUAUUGUUACUGCUGUUAAGAAGUUUGGCAGUUACGGGGAGAGAAGUCUGAGCAGAGUCAUCCUGAUUGAUAACAGAGGAGAGGCGGUGAGGGCAAUGCAGGAAGCAUGUGAUCGUCUUCUCCAAGGGAUAAGUACUGGAAACAGUGCACCGAGAGAUCUGGGCUUCCAGGUGGAUGCUUCUGCCCAAGACACAGCAGGAGGAGCCACAGCUGGAGCUCCUGCAGGUGGUGUCCAUGUAGAGAUCAUUCAGGGAACCAUCGAGACCCAGCAGGUGGAUGCGCUGGUAUCGCCCAUGGUUGGCCAUGAGCCUCUCUCUACCCGUGUCGGAAACAUUUUGUUUGAAAUGGUUGGAUCCCAGCUGACUGCAAAGUUUAGAAAGGAAGCAGGAGAAGAAGAAACACUGCCUGGUGACCCAGUCCUGGUGGAGGGCUUGCCUGAACUCCCAUCUAAUGCAGUGUUCUUCCUCAACCUCAUUCCCUGGGAUGAUGACCAUGAUGGAACUGCAGUCCAGGUUUUGAGAAUGGGCAUCAACAAAAUCCUAACUUCCUGUGUGAAAAGAGGGUUUGGAUCCGUUGCCUUUCCUGUACUUGGAGCUGGGAUUGCCCUGCGUUUUCCUGACAGCGUGGUAGCCAGGGUUCUACUGGAGGAAGUUCAUGCGUUUGGACAGAACCGAGCCAGAGGAACGCCAUUACUGGUCCACAUCGUCAUCCACCCCAACGACGAGGAGUCUAGUGAGGCUUUCAAGUCUGUGCAGGAAGCUUUCCAACCCAAAGGAUUCACAAAAGAUGUUCACCAACCAGACCAAGUGUCAGCUACAAGGAGGAUCGUCCUGCUCGGGAAAACUGGUUCUGGGAAAAGCAACCUAGCCAACACCAUAUUUGAAGAGACAUUGUUCACCACAAACCAUACUCCCAACUCUGGAACAAGUGAAUGUCAAGCUGAAACCAGAUGUGUCAAUGAAAGAAGCAUCACUUUGAUUGACACUCCUGGUUUCUUUGAUGCAGGCAGGUCUGAGGAGGAGAUGAAGCCUAAGAUUCUGAGGUGUAUCACAGAGUGUGCUCCUGGGCCUCAUGCUUUUCUCAUUGUGCUUAAAGUGGAGAAAUUCACAGAGCAGGAGAAGGAUGUCAUCAAAAAAAUAUGCCAAUAUUUGUCUGAGGAAGCUUUAAAAUAUGCCGCCGUUGUCUUCACUCAUGGUGACCAGCUCCAGGAAAAGAUGAAGAUUGAGGAGUUUGUCAGUCAGAAUAUAGAUCUAAGUAAUCUGGUGAAGAUGUGCGGAGGCCGGUGCCACGUUGUUGAUAAUAAGUACUGGAUGAGCAGCGGAGAGGACGACUACAGAAGUAACCAGUUCCAGGUGGCAGAGCUGCUCAACACCAUAGAGAAGAUGGUUGAGGCAAACAAAGGAGGCUGCUACACCAAUGAGAUGCUACAAGCAAUCAACAGAGAAAUACAGAGAGAGGAAGAGUGCAUUAGACAGUCAUCAUCAUCAGGCAACAUGUCACAGGCAGAAAUUAGAGAUAAAGCUACAACUAGUGUUUUUAACAGCUUAUUGAUCAGAUUGGCAGGUACUGCAACAGGGGCAUUGUUAGGAGUUUUUCUUGGUGUGGCAAGGAUGGUUGCAGCAAAUGUUAGAAAUGUUCAGGAUCUUUCAGCACUGGUAUCAACAAACAGAGGAAUGUUAGCAACUGAUGCUCUGUGGGGGGGAGUACAGGGUGGUCAGAUAGGAUAUGAUGUAGCUGAAGGAGCAGAAACUGCAAUGGAAGCCAUAGACAAGACAGUAAAGGCUGUCUGGGAGUCAUCUGGGGUUGCAAAUGAUCAAAACUAAAAAUAGAGCAUUGACAAUAAAAAGAGUGGAGCAGGAGGUUGGUGUUUGUUAUAUAAUUAGGGAACAAUGGGCUACUAGGGUUACAGAUGUGUGAGACAAUAAAAUUAUUAGUUAGAAACCAGGAUUUUGAGAUCAAGCUGUAGUUACUUUCUAAUAAUACCUGUCAAAUAUGUCUGUGCGAUUAGUGUUCUACCAAUACAGGGUACAAUAAGUAUACAUUUGGGAAAUUAUUAAUGAUGACACAGUAUUCCAUUUUGAAUAAUUCUGAAGACUUUGAAAUGCUGAAUAAUGUAUUUUUAGUUGGUUUUAUUUUAACUCCUUAUUGUAGUGUUUUGCAUUUAGUUUUGAGUGAUUCAAUAAGUAAAAAGCUGGUUUAAUAGGACUUUCUUCAGUCUCUCAUCAAUCUAACAUCAAAGAUGAAGGACAUGUGUGAUUAUACUAAUGACUUAAGUAUUUUUCAAAGAUUUUACUCUUCAUUUUACAUUUCCAUUCCUUUUGGAUGCUGAAAGAUGCUUUUUUUUUUUAAGUAGCAAGCAAUAGCUUGUAACACGUUAGACAAUUAAACAACUGUGCUUACACAUUUUCCACUGUCCGUUUUGUUGUGCGACAGUAAAUUAAAAUGAAUCGUCAUAUUAAAAAAAUCCCAAAGACCAGAUUAAAUUUUAUUCAGUUUUAUUUUAACUCACAUGAAUUCACGCAAAUUCCGAAAAUAUUGAGCGUUGUCACUGUUUACGCCAGAGAGAGAGAGA